Fusarium oxysporum Fo47 is the source of this 3393-nucleotide messenger RNA. Its product is annotated as FAD dependent oxidoreductase-domain-containing protein. Gene Ontology annotation, molecular function: L-pipecolate oxidase activity; sarcosine oxidase activity; proline dehydrogenase activity. Lineage: Eukaryota; Fungi; Ascomycota; Sordariomycetes; Hypocreales; Nectriaceae. Bases 138 to 3245 code for a protein of 1035 amino acids. The transcript is spliced from 10 exons. The record is from RefSeq and is a predicted model, not a curated record.
GGCCGACAUGCUCAUUCUGUAGACGACUAAACCAGCUAUGCACUUACCGAUCUCCUGAGCCAGUAAGAACUGCUGCAAGAAAAAGUAAUAGAGUCACCAAGAGUGUCCAAAGGGAUGACUUACAGGAACGCUUCCAGAUGCUGGAGUCACAGGUGAAAGGCAUUUAUGAGUUGCUUCAACCAUCGCCAGCCUCAGCUCCUAACCCUGGUCCUUCUCCAAGUACUUCUGCUAGUAUCCCAUCUACAGGUUUGCAAGCAGAAUACAGGGCAAGUCCUGGCAUUACAUCGUCACCAUCGAUAGAGGCAUCCUUCAAUUUGGACAAUCCAGAUGUACCGUCGGAGGUUUUCGACCAUCUUAUAGAGAUCUAUCGUACCAAGCUCCACCUCCAGCCUCUACAACUUUUCAACAUAUCUGAACUCAAAGACACUCUUACUUCGGCACCCCAAUACCUUCUCUACAGCUUCUUGGCGCUCACUGUGCGGUAUAGCGCGCAUGACUUCUUCAAUGGCAAACAAGUCAAGGCGGUUGAGUUGUAUGGCAGCUCUGCGCAGCAGGAAGUCGCCAUACUUGCCUCUCAGGGCAUCCCGAAGCUUGAAAUUGUGCAAGCUUUAUGCUUGCUUGUCCUAGUCGAUGUAGCAGCUUGUAAGCCAGGCCGAGCGUGGAUGAGCAUCGGAACCAUGUCGCGGCUCGAGGCUCUCCGAAAGUUAUCCCAAAGCGCUUUCUAUGAAUCAUCACCUGAACUUGAAGCCAGUCUGAGAUGCCAUUGGACCGUUGCUCUCCUCGAGCAAACAUUCAUGCCUCAAGAGCGCAGCAGUAUAUACGACGAUGACGAACACAGAUACCCACCCAGCGCUCGUAGGCCACCCUCACUUCCGCCCACGAAUGAUGGCGAGUGCCCUCCAGAUCUCUUCUCAGACGAUGCAUCCGAAGAUCUGGGAGUAACCGCAUAUUAUAUCAACGUUAUCGAGAUGUGGGGUCACCUCUCAUCAUACAUGCAUCAGGUUAGAAUCGGGAAAGCAGAGACAGCAUGGUCCCCCGGCUCAAUGCAUUACAUCCUCUGUGCAGAGCUUUACAAACAUGAAACCAAGCUUCCCCAUAGCCAUCUGCUGAGGAAUGUCCAUUUUACUAAAAGAAUGGCCGUCGAGCUUCAGGAUCAGCGCGAGUAUUGGAUUCCAUGGCUUCUCAUGCAAGUCGUUACUCAUGCCAUCACAGCUAUUCUACAUCAUCCUUUCGUUCACCUGGUAGCUAUGCGAGAUAGAUCGAGUGGACUACAAGCCCGUUCCUUUUUGCAGCAAACGGUUGAUCAGGCUCUAUUUAAUUCAGCAUGGGUGUUCAAACUCUUACGCUUGUGCGAGGAGCUGCGCUUCGAGAUUUGUGACCCUUUAGUUGGGCAACUUGUAGCAGUAGUCGCAACGAUACCUUGGCUAUUCCAACGUGCGAUUGACCCGAAGGUCGCAGAGAAGGCAAAAUGCGAUCUAGAAUGGUGCAAAGGGUUCUUAGAGAGGCUUUCAUCAACAUGGCCGCACAUUGCGCAAAAGCUCGAAUUACUACAAAACUUGGACUCUACCGCGGACAAUAACCCACAGCCACCAGCUGGUAAGGGUAUCUCUAUUGUCUUCCAUCCAGCUCUGUUUUGGGCUCUGGUAGAUCCCAAGAUCAGCCAGAUGACGCCGCUAUACGGAGAAAGUUCAAGUCGUCCGCAAGAUGCUAUGAUUCGCAUCUCAACGCAUUACAUCCACCCUUUGACUGAGACGCAGAUAAGGCAUCGAUUGACGGGUCGCAAGUUGGAUUUGGUGAUGGAGAUCCGCUCACGUGCACGGCACAUCGACACUGCAGAUAGGGUCGCAGACGACUUCACAUCCGUCCCCACCGGACACUUGGGUGCAGUAUAUCAGACCAUCGCCUCCCUCCAUCUCCUCAUCAUGGAUCAGACCAGCAAGAUUGUAAUCAUAGGUGCAGGUCUUUUUGGCCUCACUACAGCCAAGCAGCUCGCGCUAGAAGGUCACCAGAACAUCACCAUCAUCGACAGGCACAUGCCGCCUGUGCCGGAUGGUUCCAGCUCGGAUAUCUCCCGAGUCAUCCGAUUUGACUAUGCCGACACCGAUUACUGCUCCCUUGCGUAUGAAGCUUAUCGCAAAUGGUCUCAAGACCCUAAGUAUAAGGGUAUUUUCUACCAGACAGACUAUAUCAUUGCUGGUUCGAGAAGUACGCCUGAGAAGUCUUGGACAGAUAAGACCAUAGCUCAGCUUGAUAAGCGACAGCUGCCCUAUACAAGAUUGGCAGAUGCUGCUGAUGCCAAGCGGAGAUUCCCAAUUUUGACCGGCGAACUUGCCCAACCUAACUUUGAGGGUUACUUGAACAAGUCUGGCGGCUGGGCCGAUGCGAACAAAGCCAUCAAGCAACUCCGUGAUGAAUGUCUUGAGUUAGGCAUCUCCUUCAUCGCCGGCCGGGCUGGAACCGUUGUCGGCUUCGACAGCAACGCUCAAGGUUUGAUCAAAGCAGUCAAGACUCUUGAAGGAACACCUGUCCGAGGCGAUCACUUCAUUCUUGCAGCAGGUGCCUGGUCUUCAGGUAUCGUCCCCACUUACAACUCAACGCUAUCAACAGCACAAGCACUCGGCUUCCUUCAUCUCACAGACGAUGAAAUGAUCAAGUACAAGGAUAUCCCCAUUUACAUGAACUACGCCACCGGAUGGUUCAACUUUCCUCCUCAUGAAGAUACCAAGAUGCUCAAGUUUGCUGUUCACGGCUGGGGCUAUACUCGAGCACCUUCCAAGGGCGAUAACAACUCUGUGAAGUCCAACAUCUCCGUUCCUCCUCCUGUUUCUCGGGAGCGAAAGAACUUUGUUCCAGCUGAUGCUGAGGAACGUCUUCGAGCCGGCUUGCGCGAGAUGUUGCCUGAGCUGGCUGACCGUGCAUUGGAAAGGGUAGCUCUCUGCUGGUACACAGAUACACCUACUGGUGACUUCAUCAUGGACUAUCAUCCUGAUUAUAAGAACCUGUUUGUUGGCGGAGGCGGAAGUGGACACGCGUUCAAGUUCCUCCCAGUCUUGGGUGAAUGCAUGACAUCAGCUUGGAAAAAGAAGCUGCCCGGUCACUUAGCAGAGAAGUGGAAGUUCCAUACUGAAUAUGAGCAUCGUGAGGAUACCUUCCUUGGUGAUGGCAGUCGAGGCGGUCCAGAAAGACGAGAGCUGAGUGCAGCCGAGAAGGCGAAACUGGACGGAGGAGAGAGGUCUAAGCUGUAGUUAUCAGUCCUCCGUAAAGUACAUAUCCUGGACUGUACCGUCAUCUUUCGUAUCAGCAAUAGAAUUUCGUAAGAUAUAUCUGAAGGCGACUGGCCAUAUCGGCACUCACGUCGUCCUUGAACAUAUGUCAAUUGAAUUGGCAAUCGAC